Podarcis muralis (Common wall lizard) is the source of this 951-nucleotide messenger RNA. RefSeq names its product olfactory receptor 14I1-like. Gene Ontology annotation, cellular component: membrane. Gene Ontology annotation, molecular function: olfactory receptor activity; G protein-coupled receptor activity. Lineage: Eukaryota; Metazoa; Chordata; Lepidosauria; Squamata; Lacertidae. Gene Ontology annotation, biological process: G protein-coupled receptor signaling pathway. The record is from RefSeq and is a predicted model, not a curated record.
AUGCACAAUCUUACCUCCGUGUCUGCAUUUCUCCUGCUAGGAUUCUCGGACAUUCGAGAACUGCAGAUCUUACACUUCUUUGUGUUCCUAGCCUUGUACUUGAUGGCAAUAAUAGGAAAUCUUCUCAUUGUCAUUGCAUUUGUCCUUGAUCACCACCUUCACACACCCAUGUACUUCUUUCUGAUGAAUUUAGCCAUGAUGGACGUUGGAACAAUUUCAGUCAUCGUACCCAAAUCAAUGGCUAUUUCCCUCCUAAACAGCAGGUCAAUUUCUUACUCCGGAUGUGUUGCUCAAGUUUUCUUUUAUUUCUUAUUUGGGACAUCAGAUUUUUUCCUCUUAACUAUAAUGGCACAUGACCGCAAUGUUGCUAUUUGCAACCCACUCCACUAUGAGACAAUUAUGCACAAAGGAGCCUGUAUUCAGAUGGUGGCCACUCUGUGGAUUACGAGCCUUCUUUUUGCCAUGUUACAUACAGGUAGCAUCUUUGCAAACACUUUCUGUUCUAAUGCUGUCAAUCAGUUCUUCUGUGAAGUCCCAACAUUACUGAAGCUCUCCUGCUCUGAUUUCUACUUAGUUGAAGUUGGAUUCCUGGUGCUGAGCUGGAGUGUGGGACUAGGUUGUUUCAUAUUCAUUAUCAUAACAUACAUUCAGAUUUUUUCUACAGUGCUCAGAAUCCCUUCAGUUCAUGGUCAGAAAAAAGCCCUCUCCACUUGCCUUCCCCACCUCACUGUUGUCUCUGUGGUUCUCUUCAGUGGAGUCUUUGCCUAUGCAAGGCCUCCCAGUAAUGCUUCUUCUUAUACAGAUAUCUCUUUUGCUGUGGUCUAUACCAUCAUUCCUCCCACACUGAAUCCAUUCAUCUACAGUAUGAGAAACAAGGAAAUCAAGGCUGCUUUGUGGAAACUCUUAGAUCUUGGACAUUCCUUUAAAACAUUUUUCAGAGUUAUUAUUUAA